Molecule: messenger RNA, 23185 nt
Organism: Acinonyx jubatus (cheetah)
Lineage: Eukaryota; Metazoa; Chordata; Mammalia; Carnivora; Felidae
Gene: KCNA4
Product: potassium voltage-gated channel subfamily A member 4
Exons: 2
Coding region: 1292-3256 (654 amino acids)
Biological process (GO): potassium ion transmembrane transport; protein homooligomerization
Cellular component (GO): membrane; voltage-gated potassium channel complex
Molecular function (GO): delayed rectifier potassium channel activity; potassium ion binding; protein binding
Source: RefSeq, a predicted model, not a curated record
CGCCCCGCGGCGCGGGGAGGUGCCCCAGGCGACCGCCUGCACGCCACACCCUCGGCACGGCCCUGGCCCCGCCCCCGGCCGGCGCGCGUUCCCGGCCAGGGGAGGCGUGUGCUGCUUCUGCAGCCAGCGAGAGAGGGAGAGGGAUGGAUAUUGGAGGAGGAAUUUGGGCUUAACAAGUGAUCGCUGCUGUCUAGGAUUUUCUUUUUCUGGGGAACCUUGACUUCCUUUCCCAAUCGUGCCCACCUGUGCUGAACUCCAGAGGAACCAGAAGUGUUGGGGUCUUCCUCGGGGCAGCCCUGAUCCCCACCCUGGGCUCCAGCAGCGAGGACUCUGUGCCCGCAGGCAACAGAACUUGUUCCGUGGAUAUUUUGCAGCUUCCACCUGCCACACCGGAGUGAUUCCUUCUACCCCCAAGAACAUUCUUCCCCUCCUCCAGCUGUUGCAGCUUGAGGGGAAAGACAAACCGAGCGGGGGUUUUCUUUAUAUUUAUUUUUCACUCCGCCUGGGAACGGUGAAGUACUUCUUCUGCAUGAUUUUAGCUGAAGGAUGCUCUGCAUUUCCUUGAUUUCUAUGGAGACCUCAGAGCUGGGUUUGCUCCUGCUGACACCUCAUCUUGUACCUUCUCUACCUCCCAAGGUCUUUGCCUCUCUCAAUAGCUUGGCAUUGCCCCUGGGUCCAGGAAGCCUAUGAUGAACUUAAGGGGAGCACCUGGAGAAUCAUCCUGAUAGGCUUUGAGCAGCAAUGGCUGGACAUACUUCAAGCCACAUGUUAACAUGGGUCAAGCCAUCACUAGAAGGCAAGUGCUAAGACUAAAGGCUUAUUUGCAUUUUAUUUAAAUUUGAUGGACUGAGCUUUGGACAAUUUCCAUGGCAGAAAAAUAUAUUCCAUUUUCUAGGCACAACUGCUGGCUGUCAGACACUUGCUGCCUUUGAAUCUUGCAGCAUCAUCACCAACCACCCUAGACGUAUUUCCAAAUUUGAACAGCCACCCUGAAACAGGUGUUUGGGAGACCCCAACAUUUUCUGACUUAGGCCUGAGAGUGCUAGGUUGUUUAUCUAGACCAGCCAAGCUCCAGAGAGCAAUGUUGAAUCCCUGGGAACAGAGAGCAUGGGGCGUGCUGAUUUAAAAACAGAAAAUGCAAAGUUGGACUGAAAAUAUCCUUAGUCUUCCAAGCAAUCUGCUUAAGGGUUCCAAACUUACCUUCAUUUGGUGACAAAAGAAGCUGCCCUAUUUUUCUUUCUUCUUCUUCUUCUUCUACAACUGGAACCAGCCAUUUCCAAAAACCACCACCAUGGAGGUUGCAAUGGUGAGUGCGGAGAGCUCAGGGUGCAACAGUCACAUGCCUUAUGGUUACGCGGCCCAGGCUAGGGCACGGGAGCGGGAGAGGCUUGCUCACUCGAGGGCAGCUGCGGCAGCCGCCGUGGCAGCUGCCACAGCUGCUGUGGAGGGCAGUGGGGGUUCUGGAGGGAGCUCCCACCACCACCACCAGUCGCGUGGGGCCUGCACCUCCCAUGACCCUCAGGGCAGCCGGGGUAGUCGGAGGAGGAGGCGCCAGCGGCCUGAGAAGAGGAGAGUCCACCACCGCCAGAGCAGCUUUCCUCAUUGCUCCGACCUGAUGCCCAGUGGCUCUGAGGAGAAGAUUCUGAGGGAACUGAGUGAGGAAGAGGAAGAGGAGGAGGAGGAGGAGGAGGAGGAGGAAGAGGAAGGAAGGUUUUACUAUAGUGAGGAUGACCAUGGUGAUGAAUGUUCCUACACGGACCUGCUGCCCCAGGAUGACGGGGGCGGCGGUGGCUAUAGUUCAGUCCGCUACAGUGACUGUUGUGAACGUGUGGUGAUAAAUGUAUCGGGCCUGCGCUUUGAGACCCAGAUGAAGACUCUGGCCCAGUUUCCAGAGACUUUGUUGGGAGACCCUGAGAAGAGGACUCAGUACUUUGACCCUUUGCGUAAUGAGUAUUUUUUCGACAGAAACAGGCCUAGCUUUGAUGCCAUCUUAUAUUAUUACCAAUCAGGAGGCCGCCUCAAGAGGCCAGUCAAUGUCCCCUUUGAUAUCUUCACUGAGGAGGUGAAGUUCUAUCAGUUGGGAGAGGAGGCCCUGCUCAAGUUUCGGGAGGACGAGGGCUUUGUGAGAGAAGAGGAGGACAGGGCCUUGCCAGAGAAUGAAUUUAAAAAGCAGAUUUGGCUUCUGUUUGAGUAUCCGGAGAGUUCCAGUCCAGCAAGGGGCAUAGCCAUCGUCUCGGUCCUGGUCAUCUUAAUCUCCAUUGUCAUUUUCUGCCUGGAAACUUUACCUGAGUUUAGGGACGACAGGGAUCUCAUCAUGGCACUGAGUGCAGGCGGGCACAGUGGGUUGUUGAAUGACACCUCGGCACCCCACCUAGAGAACUCAGGGCACACCAUCUUCAACGACCCCUUCUUCAUCGUGGAGACAGUCUGUAUUGUUUGGUUUUCCUUCGAGUUUGUGGUUCGCUGCUUUGCUUGUCCCAGCCAAGCACUCUUCUUCAAAAACAUCAUGAACAUCAUUGACAUUGUAUCCAUUUUGCCUUACUUCAUCACCCUGGGCACUGAUCUGGCCCAGCAGCAGGGGGGUGGCAACGGUCAGCAGCAGCAGGCCAUGUCCUUCGCUAUCCUCAGGAUCAUCCGUCUGGUCCGAGUAUUCCGGAUCUUCAAACUCUCCAGGCAUUCCAAAGGCCUGCAGAUCCUGGGCCACACCCUCAGAGCCAGCAUGCGGGAGCUGGGACUUCUGAUCUUCUUCCUCUUCAUUGGGGUCAUCCUGUUUUCCAGUGCUGUGUAUUUCGCAGAGGCAGAUGAACCUACCACCCAUUUCCAAAGCAUCCCAGAUGCGUUUUGGUGGGCCGUGGUUACCAUGACAACUGUGGGCUAUGGGGACAUGAAGCCCAUCACUGUGGGGGGCAAGAUCGUGGGGUCCCUGUGUGCCAUUGCAGGUGUCUUAACCAUUGCUUUGCCAGUGCCAGUGAUUGUCUCUAACUUUAACUAUUUCUACCACAGAGAGACUGAGAAUGAGGAACAGACACAGCUGACACAGAACGCAGUCAGUUGCCCAUACCUCCCUUCUAAUUUGCUGAAGAAAUUCCGGAGCUCUACUUCUUCUUCCCUGGGGGACAAGUCAGAGUAUCUAGAGAUGGAAGAAGGAGUUAAGGAAUCUCUCUGUGCAAAGGAGAAGUGUCAGGGAAAGGGGGACGACAGUGAGACAGAUAAAAACAACUGUUCUAAUGCGAAGGCUGUGGAGACUGAUGUGUGAAUCUUGUUCUCCACCUGCCACUGCCUCCCCCCACCCCCAGCCCCAGUAUCUCCAAAUAUAUUUAUGCAUAGAGAGUGGAGUUAUGAAAAUGAAAUAUGCAAACGAAUCUAAUGCAUAUAGUAGUACACCAUUUAAUGGUUAUACGUGACAUAAUUGUUACUCAACUUGUAUUACAUAUCAAAUAAAUGAUACAUCUUGGAGAAGAGGGAGGCUAAAAUAGGAGCAAAUCUUAUCUUUAUAUUUUUUAUUAGAAUGCAAGAAUUUUGCACACUAACUGGAAAAGAUGUUAAAAGUAAAGGUGGUUCUGUGGAGAGAAGGUAUAUGUGUGUUUGUGUGUGUGUGUGUGUGUGUGUGUGUGUGUGUGCGUGUGCGCACAUGCACACGUGCUGCGUGCGUGUAUGUGCAAGUAAAUUGUCAACAUUGUUAGUAAUUGUGCAGUGAUGGGAAGAGUUGGCAUUUUGAAGUAUUUACUAUGUAAGAACUAAUGAAUUUGAGCAGUCAUUUAUCAGUGCUCUGAUAGCAUCUCAUGUCUUUGGAUUCCAUAGUUGUUUUUUAAAAAUUGUAAGAAUUACUGUGUAGGGGGAAAAAAAAAGCAAAGUGAAUUAUUUAAUAGAAUAUAGGUCACAGUUUUAUCUUGGAUUUAAUUAAAGUUUAUUUUUAACUGGAAAUUAACUUUUAAAAAGGCUUCAGGGGCAUUUAGAAAUUGAUUAUAUUUUAUUAUUAAUUUGGGGGAAGAUAUGACAGCAAAUGCCUAACAAUAAUGGAAGAAGUGAAAUCAGAGAAAAUGUAACAAGUUUUGUUCACAGAUAACAGGACUGGAAUUUUUUUUUUCCUUUGCACUACUUUAUAUGAUGGAGAUUGAGAGAGACUUCCUACUGUGAGUGUUUACUAAUGUAACAGUUCAGUGACAAUCAUUGGAAGAAUGAUUUCUUAGUCUUAUUUUAUGUUCUCUUCUUUUCUUUGUGUGAGACUAAUGGCCACGCAGAUAACAGCACAUGGUUCCCUUCUUUUAAAAUCUAAAUAACUGAUCUGCAAAGGGACUCUGAAGUAAAAUUUAGCAACAGAAUCUUUUAGAAAUUGGACUGUGACAAUGAUGCUUCUGAAACCAUACUAUUUUAAUUAUUCUUCUGCCUUUUAAAUGCGGAAUAAUUUAACCAAAGUUAAUGCAUGCACUGAAAGAAUUCUUGAAGAAAAUAAGAUGCCCAGCAGCUACAGUGAUUAUGGCUUAAGAGCUUUCUAUUAAAUGUGCAACGUAAAUGCUAGAUUUAUUAAGUUUAUUUCUUUGUGCAGCUGCAUAAAGGCACAGGGUGGGUAUUCACCUCAGAAUUUAGCAUUCCACUUGCUAAAAAUGAUACAAAGAAGGAUUGUGUCAAAACAUUUGGUUUCAAUAUCACCAUCGCUAUCAGUUUUGUAAAGGGAACUUGUGACACAUGUAACUGCACUUAAAUCAUGACAAGAUGUUCUAGAAUGUGAGGUAACAGCUAGUAAUCGGACUUACACUAGUAAGUCAUAAUGAGAUAUAGAGUAGCAAAUUUAGAAUGCAUAAGAGGCCUUAUUCUCUAAUGUUUCUUCAACAUCUAUUCUUUAUAAAAUGGUUGUCCUGAGGUUUGGGAAAAAUAUACUAUGUAGCACGUAAUGAACUCUGACAACUGUGAAUUAAAAAAAAAGAAAAAAGAAAGGAAGAAAAGAAUGAUCAAGAAUAGCUUUUCUCAAGCUUUUAAAUCCCAGGCCAUCAUUUGAUAAUAACAUAAAUCUUUAAUGAUAUUUGAAAUUCAAAAUAAAUCCAUGUUAGAUUUAAAAGCAAAGCUACACCCUUCUCCCCACCCCAUCCCCACCAGUUAAAGAAAAAUACCUUUCAAGAAUACCUGUUGGAGAAUGAAAGGCAGUAAGCGGGGGAGUUGAUUGAAUGUUCUGACCAAAGAUCUCCAGUAGACAAUAGUGAAUGAUAAAACAAGGAUAUGCAAUCUUGUAAUAAGAUUUCAAAGACGUCAUUUUAAUAUAUUUUGGAUUUGAAGCAAAAAUAUAACAAACAGACUAGGAGUAAGGCUAUCUGGGUUGGUCACUAUUCAUUUGAAAAAGUCACCAUUAAUCUCCACACCCCAAUUUCCUCAUUAGUAAAAAAAAAAAAAGGGCACAUAAAGGCUUUCGUUACUUCAUAGAAUUGUUAUGGAAAGCAAAUAGCAUGUGAUAACUCAGAAAUGCCUAGUUCCAUAUAAAUGCCUGAUGUUAUGUCCACAUUGCUUAAUCUUCCUCUGGAAAGAGAAGAAUUAGAACCCCUGUGUUAUGGGGCACCGGGGUGGCUCAGUCCGCUGAGCUUGGGACCUUGGCACAGGCCAUGAUUUCCUGGUGCCUGAGUUCAGGCCCCUCAUGGACUCACUGAUGUCAGUGAGGAACCUGCUUUGGAUCCUCUGUCCUCCUCUCUCUGCUCCUCCCCCACUUGUGCUCUCUCAAAAAUAAACAAACAUUAAACAAAAGUUAAAAAAAAAAAAAGAAGAACCCAGGAGUUACAUCUGCUUUAUUAGGAUGUGGUGAAAAUCAUGGGUAAUUUCUUUAAUUUUGAGCUCCUUACAGGAAGUGGAUAUGCAGACACAAGAUAGCCUCUCAUUGAAUAAUUGCUACAGUUUCUUCACUUGGGGGAAAGAAAGAUCCCGGGCAUGUCCUGGUGUAAAAAAGUUGACUCUGUGAGUGAGGUACCAUGUAUCUUUUUCUGUACCCAACUAGGUCAGAUUAUAUUUUAGAUAAUUUAAAUGCUAUCCAGCAUUGGAUGUUUAUUGAACAUUCAAUAAUCCCAAUGGCAAUGAUUUGGCUAUGCUUGGAAGGGAAAAGGUAUUACAUUUCUACCACAGCUCCUUUUUAAAGCUGAAAGUUAUAAUAAAUUUAGCCGAUACGUAUUAGAUUUGAUAAUUCUGUGAAUUCAAGAAAUAUAGUCCUUUUGGGAUCCUGGGAUUUUCCUGUAUCUUACAUAGUUUUUUUUAAGUGUAAUACAGACGAGAAGUGACAGCCAUGGGCUUCCAAAGCAAAUAUUAGGUUAUCACUACAUGUAUGUGUGUUGGUUUGCAUUUUCUUUCAAGAUGCAUUUAUUUUAGGAUGUCUGAAUCUUGAUUCCACACUAAGAAGAAAGCAUGCAAGCCCUCAAGAUUUGUCUAGGGCACUUUUGUAUGGAACACUUCUCUUGUAGAGAAUGUGUGAAGGUAGAGAAAGUGUCAAUUGCAGCUGUGAAUGUAUAACAUUUUUCCAAGUUAAAGCUAGCUAAGCAAGGUGCUUUAGUACCAUUUGUAAAAAUUUUAUCUACUGAGUAAUAUGCUUUCAGAAGCUAUUUGUAACUGACAUUUAGGAAACUCUCCUCUCAGAGGCCACCACACACAUUUGGCUGUAAGAUAAAAGAAAAGUGGCCCCAUUUAGAGAUUUGAAUUUUGGGAACCUCGGAUCCUCUAGUUGCUUUUCAGAUGAUAAUGUUACCAGAAGUACAAUAUUUGAAGGUCAUCCUAACCAGAGUUUUUUCAAGGGUGGAUACAUUGUUCUCUCUUUUAAAUGUUUGAAAGGGAAACAGUUAUGCAGACCAGUUAUGGAGAAAAGAGGACUAAAUACUCCUUUCAAUUUCUGCAAAAUAGAGCUUUUGGGUGCCAAAGGAAUGAUGGAUGGUCUGGGAGUGGAGAGAUGGCUCGUUGACAUUGACACAUCAUUUCAUCUUGACUCUCAGGUGUUUUGUUUUGUUUUGUUUUGUUUUGUUUUUAAGUGUACAACCAGGCUGUUGUGCUACAUUAUCGCUUGAUUCCUUUUAGCACCAAAAUUCUCUGGAGUGGAAGGAAGUUAUUAGACUAGCUGGAUAUUUUCUAAGUAUUCAAAUCAUAUCGGUCUUGAUAUCAUAGGUAAUAAGAGCAAAAACAGUUUAAAAUCUCACUGUUGGGUUAAAUAGAGAACCAGAGAUUUUGAGAUUGAGUUUUUAGAAUGUAAAUGAAACUGAAUGAAUAGGGUGUAUUUUGAAGCUCUUUAUUCUAACAACGAAAGGGAAGGGAUUCCCUUAAUAAAAAAUAACUCAGACUCCAGUUGAAUACAUGUGAAAGUUGGUAAGUAAACAUUUUGAUUUCUUGCUUUGUUAUAGUACAGUCUUGUCAGUAAACGAGUGUUCCGACCUAUGCUGGGGAACUCAUUUUAUGCCUAAGCACAUGUAGUAUUUCACAAGUGUCACUGCUUUCCUUGUCAAAUUAGUUUUGUUUUUAAUGUUUAUUUAUUUUUGAGAAAGAGAGACAGAGCAUGAACAGGUGAGGGGUUACAGGGAGUGGGAGACACAGAAUCCAAAGCAGGCUCCAGGCUCUGAGCUGUCAGCACAGAGCCUGAUGUGGGGCUCGAACUCACAAACCCCGAGAUCAUGACCUGAGCUGAAGUCGGACACUUAACUGUCGGAGCCACCCAGGUGCCCCAGCUUGUCAAAUUAGUUUUAAACAGGAUCACUGAAGGUUUGUGAAAAUGUUUUCAUAAAACAUCUGUUGAAAUAGAAUCCAAUCUAUGCAUAAGAAAUAACUAUGGAAAAUACUUUUGAGUUCAGAUAUAUAUCCAGUUUUUAGAAAGUCAACAUUAGCCAGUAGAAAGUUAUUUUUAAUUGCACUGGAAUCAUAAACAGUAGUAUCUCCACAUCCCAACAGAAUCAGAAAUGGUGUUCUCUGUUGUUGAUUUUGAGGAUUGUGAUGCACCUUUAGCCACCACAUCGCAGCUGUUCCUAGGUAAAGUGGCAAAUACACCUAGGUUGGUUUUACAGUUUUUGGUGAGCAUGUGAUGUGCUCAUGUGCAUGAUGCAGAGUGUAACAUCCCUCUUUAUGUGUGUGUGUGUGUGUGUUUUUUUAUUGAUACAGUAUAGAAUGAUUACGGGUUGUCAUUCAGUGGCAAAGGGGCCUGUUCCAGGAAAUCUUCCUGACCCAAAAGUCAUUCUGAAUUCGGCAAGGGACAUUUGGUGUGGACAAAAGGUACUUCUUGGUUUUCCUGCCUGCAAAGAAGCUUGACUCAAAACACAGGGUCAUCCAAACCAAUGUAACUGUUACAGGUUAGAAAACAAUCCUACUUUCUAGUACGAAGAUCAGUAUUCCUAUUUGAAAGAAUGUUGAUGGAGUGGUUUGUGUUCAAGAUUGAAGGAAGCAGAGCUAUUUUUGCGGUAAAUGGGAAUGUGUACUUCUGAAAUGUAAAUUAAGAUUAGGACUGUGAUAUGAGUUUUAUUUCUGACUUGGUUCUCUGUUUCCAUAGCAGUCCCAAUUUCUUACAGUAUCUUCAUAAAAAAGUAUGCUAAUACAUAUCAGACCAUAUGGCCCAAUUUGAGGUACAGAAAAUAUGGUUACUUUAUUUACGGAUAAAUAAAUUAAUCCCAGGGUAUGAGUUGGGUGCUUUGAAAAACAUAGCAUAUAGUAAUGAGCUAUGGCUCUAAGUGAGGCUACAACAUAUUCCCUUUCAGGCCUGUAGGUAAUACGAAAUGGUACCAGAAUAGAUAUAUCAAGGAAAUAAAAUGCUAAAGAAGGCAUCUUAAUGUUGUCUAGGGAGGGAUUUUCCCACAUCCACUGAUCAUGGUGUUGCUGAUUUGCAGUCAAGUUUUUGAUUUAUUUAACAUCAUUGGUAUCUUGGAAGGAGAAUUUGUAUCCAGAGUACCAGGAGCUAAAUGAUUUUGAUCGCUGAUCCACAAAUAGUUAACUUCUGCUUCCUGAUUUGCAAAUUACCUGUUGUACAGAUUGUCCAAAACUAGUUUCUCAUCUGAGUUGGCUUUACUCAGGCUCAAAACCAUGGUCUCCCUUUCAAUAGCCAGGCUAGAAACAUGCAAAAUUGUAAACAGAAAACAAUAUACUACAAAGAAACAACAAAUACCCUGAAACUAGGUAGCCAAGUAAACUAUUUGGAAAACCAAAUCUGUUGUUCAAAUUAAUGUUUAUGUACCUCAGAAUGAAAUGUGAAGGAUUUAGGAAUAACCUUUCCCGGGAACUAUCUCCUUGCCAUUAGCAGAGUUAACCAGGAGUGACUAUUGUGUGUUGUAAAGCAGAAAUGAGCUACUGAGAUAUUAUGCAAGUUAACAUUUUCUGUGAAAAUGGCAGAAAUGCUAACUUACCUUAGAAGUGGUCAUGAUAGUAAUUAUUAGGAAUAACUAGUGAAUAUGGAAAAUAUGCUGUUUUUUCCCAGUUAUUGGUGUUAUGUGCAAAUGUACUUGGAUUAAUUUUUCAUGACUUUGUAGACCAAAGGCAUAUUUUUAAAGCCACAGAACAUGAAGGCAUUUUUAUACACAGCUUCUUAAGCUACUGACUGUUGAAGAAUCAGUCACCUCUUAAAUCAGUGAAAUAAAUAGCCCCUGUGGAUAUUGACUACAGUUGUACCAAUGCUGAGCCAAAUAUUUAUAUUUGUUUUAAAAUAAUUAGAUUAAUAUUUAUUCAUAUGUUUAUAUACAUAUCAUAUAUUUAAUAUUCUGCCUUUAUUCUGGCCAAAGAUAUAUAAGCAAAAUUAAUUGUCUAAGGCAUUGCAAGAGACUUUCUGAAAUGAAGUAAAAGUGUAUAAUUCUUUUGUGUUUGGGGAAAAUGGUGAGACCUAAGGAUUGAGGAACCUUUCUUUACACUCUAGGUUGGAUUUUGUGCCAUACAACCACAGUGGUAUUAGGGCUAAGCUCUGAGAUAUUCCAUGCGGUAAGGAUAUAUGGGGUUUCAUUCCCAGGAAGGGUUGAUUUUUAUGUUUUAUGAAACAUUGCAAAAUGUUUGUCUUAUUUUUCAUGGUCAUUAUUCCCAUUACAUAAAGGAUACAUAGAGCAUGGAAACUAGACUAUCUAGCCCCAUAGAGCUACUUUGUGCUCUCUAGAAAUCAAUUAACUUAAAGCCAUUAUUGUUCUGCAUUUUUAUCGUAGCUGUUGUUUGAUGUGACUUCCUUAAUUCUCUUAGGUUCAAUUACAGUAUUAAAAAGUCUCAGGUUGUUUUUGUUUUGGGCAAAUAUUUCAAUAUCUCAGCCUCUGCAGGCACUCACACACAAAACUGUAAGAUAAUUAGAAAAUCUCAUAUCUCUUAGAGACUAGGGCUGUAUUAUCUGAGCUCCUUCAAUGAUAGGGACACAUUAGUUAACAUAGAGGAUGCAUGUUAUUCUAUUUAUAAACUUAAUUCACUCAUACCUGAGUAGAUUGAUGGUUCCCCUAGAGAACACUAAUGUGUUCAUAGCAUUUGAACAAGUCUUUUUUUUCUUCUUCAAUUGGUAGGGAUCAUGAUCCAAACGAGGCUUUCAUUCGCUAGCAGAUAAGGUAGGAAAUAAUUAAUGAAGCUCCCACUGGACUGAAAUAUAGCAAGGGGUAUGGAAUCUCUAGGGAAUAUAGUAGGAUUUAUAUUUAUUUGUUUAUUUGUCAUUCCUAAUUGGUGUUGUUGACAUUACUGUUGGGGGGAUGGAUUUUAAUUUCAGGGUGAUUUACCUAAUAUUAAAAUGAAUUUCGAUAACAAAAUAGAGAUCAUAAGUUCCACACUAUCUCAUUAGCUUGAGGAAUAACUCUAGUUAAAUAUUUUAAGAUAUUAAUUUGAGAUUUGGAGAUUGCAGUUCAUAUUUAGAGCCAUUUAUUUGGAGAGAGAUUUAGCCCAUAAAUAAUGAUUCAUUUAUUCAGGUUUCUUGAGAGGUUAAUGGAAUCUCUUUAUUUUUCUUCCCUGUCUCCUGACUUUUGAAAACUAUAUUUAAAUUUAUGGAUUAUACUUAAAUUAGUGGUUAUGAAUUUUCUUUUACCAAACCAAGUGAUAAACUUGAUUACAAAUUGAUCAGAGGAUGACAAGAUCAUUUGAUGGGUUUUUUUUUUUUUGCAACAUUUGCUAUUAAUCAGUCUGAUUUCAGUAUAUAUGGAAAACAACAUAACAUAAUGCAUAUACCAUAUUAGAAUCUAGAUAACCGAGAAGGUAUACUCGGAAUAGAUUUUCCUUCUGGGAUCCUAGAUGUGUUCUCAGAGUUCUUGACCUGUUUCCUCCAGAUCUGAGUGAGCCAACCGGUGUGAAGCUAGUAAACUGCUUUUUUCCUGGUAUAGCAACAGGGUGUAAGAAGGAUCAAGGGCUAAUUGGGGCAUUGGGGAAUGGAAGGGAGGUAGGCAAGGGGUAAGGAGUUUUGCCUAAGUGAGGUCAUUCAUUUGAUGGUGAAAAUAGGUAGAUCAGACUGAAACUUCUUCAUUUGGUAAUGCUAUUAAUUUUUUUUUAAUCUAGGAAAUCCAGAAAAGCAGAUUGAUCACUUAGUAUUGGUACCAGAUGUAGUAAGCAUGUGUAUGUAUAUGUACCAAUAUUCUAACUCCCUUUGCUGGUAUUCUCAGAGCACUCACAUACCAUUAAACCAAAGCUGCGUCUUACUAAGGGUAAAACUCACUUUUCCCUUCAGAGCAAGAGUCACAUUCUUAAAAGAUUGCCAUGCGGGCACUUAUAUUUCACAGAGGAUAAUCUCCCCCACCCUUAAUCCAAUGCAGAAUGUUAAUGUGGUAGGUGUAUUAAAACUAAGAAUUAAGCAUCAAUUGAAGCCCUAAGAGUGCUUGUCACUAACACAGAGCUGAAUGAUGUGUUUAUGCUGGUUAUUGCUGGUGUGCAAUUCUUAGAGGAAUGGAAAAAUCAUAAAAUCUGUGCAACAUAAUUAGAACUUCUUACUGUCAUCGUAUGCUCCUUGCUGAUUUAGUUGCUGCUGCUGCUCAACCAAAGAGAAGACAUGUCAUUUCACUACUAGAAUCCACAUACUUCACAGGCUUCAAGGCAGUGUGAGAAACAGUGGGGGAAAGAAAGGGUUAGAUUAGACAGAUAAGGGUGAAGCAACAUACAGUAUUUUAAGGUGUGAAUCAUCUUGUGACACCAGACUAUUUUUACUCACUCAAGGGACUGAGUUGAAUUUUUGGAUAGGAGAGGCUCUGUUUAGGAAUUACUGUUCCCUUUUUGUUUGUGGUAUCACUGUUGGAAAUCAGUCUAGCAUGGGAUAAAUACUGCCAUCAUUGUUAAAAUAAGCUGAAGAUUACAUACCAGAAACAUGUUUUUAUUUCAGUUGUGAAAAGCUGUAGUUGUGUUAUAAGCUCUGCAAGAGGGAUUAGAAAGUCACUCAACUUUUAAAAAUUUUACUGCACCCCUGAAAAGAUUUGGACGGGAAAUUAAAGUAGAAGAUUCUAAGUUCUGACCAAAUAUAAACUUGUUCAAAGGUCUCCUUUUUAGUUUCCUGUUUCAAUCUUUUCCCCCAGUUACUAAACCUGUUUUUUUUUUAACUGCAGAAAUAGACAUUAAAAUGCUUGGCACCCCCAUCUUCCCCAUACCCCGCUGCACCCCAUUCACACUUAUUUCCGUGAAAGCCCAGAUCAGGAAGUCUUCUGCUAUCCCAAGUUCACAAAUUUCUCAGGGGGAGGUUUUUUGUAUGAUCCAGGUAGACAUUUUCCCAUUUUAUAAAUCAGGUCAUUCCAGUGCAAACCCGGAAGCUUCUACAGUCACCUGCAAUGUGAGUCUAUUAUGUUCUGUUAUUAUGUUGGGUAUUGUCUGCCUAUUACUGAACAGCUGGGAUUGUAGAAACAGCUGGAUGAUUAGUUGUGUAUUUUGCAUUUUUCACUCAGAUGCUUUAUUACUGUGUAGAAACACCCUCAGUGUAGAAUGAGCUGGGACUAUAAUAGCAGAAAUCUUGUUCUGUGCAACUGUUGUUAUUAGGAAUUUAAUCAAGAAAAUUCAGGGCAAACAGUUUGGCUAUUGUUUGCUUUGCAAACAUAUUGUUAGAUACAGCGUACUCAUUUCAACUUUUAGUGAAACAGUUGAUUUACCAAAUUUUAAAAUGCCUCUUGCGAUAUUCCUUAGGCUACUGAAGCUAUGCUUUGGCUGUUACAUUUAUUUGCUUCAGGGGAAAUGUCUACACACGAUGAGACAUUACCUGAGUUUUGCAUUCACUGCUGGCAAGAGGAGCUGACAGAGCAGGCAGGCUUCAGUCCUCUCAUGCACCAGAAUCUAUUUUUAGGUUUGUCCCUUUGUGACUAGCUUCAACCCUGACUAGAUGGGGUUGAAAUUUAAAGACAAGGCAAUGCUUUAUUAUGAUGAUCUGUAGGUUUAUAAAACUUUGGUAUUGUGAACGGGACAUAUUUAAUUCAGGUGCUGUUUGUCGGUUCCUCACCCAGGGCUAAAAUUAGAAUAAAAAGGGUGUACAGACUUCUUUUCUUUCACCAAUUAUUUUUUCAACAGAUGUUUGUUAGACUCAUGCUAGAUGACUGGGCUGUGCCCAUGUUCCGAGUCUCCAAAUGUACUAACACUUCAAAGAAUCACAGUCCAUGUAGAAGGAUUUUUGAGUUACGGAAAGAUUCCUUUUUCUAAAUAACAGGAUUCUCAUUUAUUAUUACUAUUAGUCCCCCCCUCCCCCAACCCUGAAUCUAUAUAUGUGACUAGGUCUUGUUUCUCCUUGGAGAGUGAAUUUCCAUGCUAUCAUGCUUUGAUAAUAAUUUUUAUAAAUUAUAUCUUGUGUUCUGUAAUGUGCUUCAUUUUCUGUAAUAGCUUCUAUAUAAACUGCAUAGUAAAUGGGACUGAAUUCCAACUUGCCAGUUUUUUUAUGAUUCUUGCAUGAAUAAUAACAAGUCAGUGCUUUCAAAUAGUAGAGGUGAUUGUACAGAAUAUUUACUUCUUUUAAUCCCCAGAACUUCUAUUUCUUCUAUUUAAUAGCAUGUGAUUAAAUUAUAAGUGAGAGAAAGUGGAUUUGACUGAAAUAAUAAACAUCUAUGAAACAGUAAAUGAUAAUAAUAUUUUUUAUUCUAAAGUAGGUUUUUUCCAGGACCAUGGUUCUGCCACUCCUCCCCAUUUAAAAACAAAACAAACAAAAACACCUAUAUCUUUGUCCUUGGGAAAGGCUUGCUUGCCAUUGAUAGUGCAUUUACAAUUUUUGACUUGAAUAAAGACCUGGGUUUCUUUUUUGGAGAGAUGUGAAAAAGAUAGUUCUUUUUGUGGACAUUUCUACUGAGACAAGCCAAAUGAAAUAGCAUCAAUUACAUGGUUAAGUCAGGGCAGUUGAGGCAGACUUUUGGGAUUUUUCUGAGGUGCCUCUAUCUACAUUGAUCAGAUCCCAUAGGUGUUUGCUCAGGUUUCCAUUUGCUUUCAAGAUGAUGUCUGAUUUCUUUCUCUUGGAUUUCAGACUUUCACAUUUGAAAUACAGUCGCAAUAACAUUUUCAGCUCUCUCUAACUAGCUUUAACUUCUUAACAACUCAGACUUUUCCUGUGAAAUAUAUCUUAAAGACUACCUUGUUUAUUUUCCGACUGUUUCAGAGCAUAACAUUAGAGACACUGGCUUUUAGUCUUCAUUCACACCAAACAACCAUUAUCUUUAAUUGAAGCCACUUCUACUUGAAGCCAAAACACUUGGUGGAGUCAGUGAAGGGGAAAAAAAAAAAAAAAGCCAAGGCACUGUGAAGUCAGACAUUCAAUUCUGCUUCAUUAAAGCCAUUAGUAUCAAACACAUCCUGGAUUCUCUUUAAAUUUGAGUUUCCAAUUGCUAUCUAUUCUGUCAGGGAAAUACCUUUAAUUGUAAAAUCAUUAUGUUGUAGGAUUUUUAUUCUAACUUUAGCAAACUGCAACUAUUCUUGUGCCUUAGAAAUAUGACAUUCUGUAAUGAACCCAUUAUUUAUGUGAUUUCUUAAAACUAAGAUUUUUUUCCUUUGCAAUUUUUCAUGAAAGUAUUUGCAAACUAGAAAUAUAUAUUUUAGCCUAAAUUAACAGACACAUAGUUAAUAUUUGAAGAUCUUUGGGCAAAUAGCUGAAUUGCUCAUUGUUAUAGUAUAAAGGAGGAACUAACUAUAUAUAUUUAAUAUAUAUAACAUAUAUGUUUAACAUAUAUAUGUUAAUAUAUAAUAUAUAAACAUAUAUGUUUAUGUAUAUUUAAUAUAUAUGUGUUUAUAUAUGUAUUUAAUAUAUAUUUAUUGUCAAAACAUUCUGUGUGGUUCAUUUAUAAGUAUUUUAAUGGAAGCCAAGUGCAUUUAAAAUAUAUCAGAAUUUUUCUGUAUCUAUUCAGAGUGUAUAAUUUAGAAAUGUGGUAUUACAUUAAGUAGAUUACAUUUCUGAGAUUUUAAAUAAAUUCAUAUCAUAUAAUGUUAACUCUAUUUAGGGCCUAUUUUUUUAAAACAUACUAAAUAGCCUCACAGGCUAUGUGUGAAUGUUUUUAGAAUAGGGUUUGGCAAUUUGAAAGCCUGUCUCCCUAGAAAAGCAAUAUGUUUUCAGAAGAAAAGUUCUCUUUAUGUACACAUUUGAAUAUAAAUAUGUUAGCCUAACUAUCUUUAACUUUUAUUUUGGAUCUUGAUCUUACAGUUUGGUUCUAGGUUUUACUUUUUCUGGCACCAAAUGGGUGGCUUCUAUGGCAUUAAAUAAUCAUUAAUUAUUUAUUUCCAUUAAAAUAAAACUUUGCCUUAAAAAUAGGAGAGACUAAUAAUUUGUGCAGAUUGACUCCUAGAGAAUUAGCACAUAAAACAUAUUUUUCUUUCUUUAUUAGUCAUGUAAAGCAAUUUCGUAAUAAUCUUGUUUUUCUGCCUUUUUUAAAAUUUCAAACUCACAUUAUUUCACUAAGUAUUUAUUGCAGCCUUGUCAUGCUAUUUAUCUAAACCUAACUGCUUGGCAUAGAGAAGUAAACCUCUUGAUCCCCAUAGAAUAGUAUUAAAAGCAUCUUGUUAUAAUCUCUCACCAGAAAGAUGGUUCUAUGGCAGAUAUUCAAGGAGAGUAUUAUAGGUAACUCCAGGGCAUUUAAUAGAAAGUAUGGACAACUUAAGUGAUUCAAUUUCAUUAAAAAAAAAAAAAGUUCAGGUCUCAUAGCUCCAAUUGUUUAAAUGAUAUUAGUUGCCAAAUGUUAAUUAUUAUCGAAUGGUCAAAUGAAAACCUGAGGGAUGAGGUGUAGAGAUAUGGAGGGUUUUGCUAUUAAAUAAAAUAAUAUUUUUGUUUUUAUUUUUAUUAUUUUUUAAUAUGAAAUUUAUUGUCAAAUUGGUUUCCAUACAACACCCAGUGCUCCUCCCAACAGGUGGCCUCCUCAAUACCCAUCACCCCCCCUCCCCCCCUCCCACCCCCAUCAACCUUCAGAUUGUUCUCAGUUUUUGUUUUUUGUUUUUUUUUGACAUCAUUGUUACCCCUAUAAGCAAGUCAUAAUUAUUGGUUGCUAUUUUUUCUAUAGAUAAGAACAAGAAGGUUAGAUUAACCAUGAAGAAGCAAAAUUUGCCUUUGUAUGUUUCUGCUGGUGGCUAUAACACAAAUCUAUUAUCUUAUAAUUUCUAUCAUUACCAUGUUAAUAUAAUCAUAUUUUGGUAAUUUGUUAAUUUCCAGUGAAGCCUAGGUGGUAAUCCAGAUUGUGUGCUUUGCAGUCUGUUAGUAGUUAGCGGAUGGGGAGACAUGGUCAUAGAAUUUGCCACUAUUACUACUAACUAGUACUAUCAACAUAUCUGUGCUGAAAGUUUUUUCUUAUUUUUUUAUUUCUUUCUCAGAUUCUCUUAGGAGAAUAGUAUUUAAUUUUAUUUUGUUUAAGGAAAGUUUUAUUUUUUAGGAGAGUGUAUCCAAUCCAUCUUUGAAAUACAGAUCACAUGGCAACAGUAUUUGGGAGAAGCAGUAGUAUGUGUUUGUGGUUUUGGCCAGUUGGGUUGUUUGUCCAUAACCAAAUGAAGACAUCCGUGCUUUUCCUUGAUUAAGUGGCUGAUAUAUGCUUUGUAUAUAUGUGAAGUGUUUUCAAAGAGACUCCUACACAGCUGACAAAAGGGUCUUCAUUUGUAUUCAUGCUAGUGAAGAAAGCUUCCUACUUAGCUUGGUUUGUGCUAUGUAAUGACAUUCGAAAUUCAAGGUUGUGUGGUAUGCUCCAUGAAUUCCAGCAGUUUGUAAGAGGCUCUGAAGCAUUUGAAUUGUGCCUUUAUAGUGGUGAGGAUGACCAAAUUAUCUACUCAUUGCUUUUGUGGGUUCUGUGCAUGUGUUUUCAUAUUUUUUUAAAGCACCAUUAAAGCUUGUUUAUCUCAUUCUAGUAUUUCGGAGUGUAACGUAAUGAUUGCAUAUAACAAUGAUGGCAUGUGAUCAUAAUGAAGAGAGUUCCAAUUAAGGCCAGAGGAGUUAUUUUAAAUAUUUUUUACCUAAAUACUACUCUAUUAUGUUCUCAAUAUGUAAAUAGAGAAGGGAGGGGGGAGGAAUUUUGUUAUUGUAAUUGUAACACCUUUUUCCCUAAGCAUUUUUAUCCUACCUCAAUGUAAUUAUAACAUAUUUAUAAUUUGAAUUGUGUUUUCCCUUGAAUGUAAUAUCUCUACCUUUUUCUUAGUGUUGCUACAUAAUUUUUUAUUUUCAUUUUUUUGCCAUGAUUUUGUGUCUGCACCAUAUUCCAUGGAAUCAAUGCAUGUCAUUUUCUUGUUCAUUCCAGUAUGAUGGAUAUUUUCUAAAUUGCUUAUUUUUUUCAUUAUAAAUAAAACUAUGAUGAAUAUUUUCAUGAAUAUAAUAUUUUAAAAUAUCUUUUUACUAUUUUUAAAGCUAUUUUCCUAGAGGAAGUUGUUUUUAAAUAAAGGGAUUUUAAUUUGAAAUGAUAUUGCAUUGUUUUCCAGUAUAAUGCAAUAUAUUAAUAAUGAAUCUAGUGGGGCAAGAAAUAAAUUUUGAAAAUAAUUCAUUUUAUGUUCUCUGCCAUUUAGCAAGCAUUAAUCAUUUAUAUAUCAAUAAUGUAAUGGCUAUUUGUUGACCUCAGGUUUGCCUAAUCAUAUAGCAAAUUGUUUGAGAUGAUAAAUGUUGCUUGAACAACUCCUAACAAAGUAGUUCACAUUAGUUCUCUGCUGUCUUAUCGUAAGCAGACUCCUAUAACUUUUCUUUGGGUUCAAGGUGGUCAGGUUAAUUCUCUGUCUGCAUCUUACCUGAAGGGCCUGCCUUCAGCUCUCAUCUCUCUUAACUCUACCAUCACAAGUCCUUCAUUUGCCCUUAAGACAACGUAUUGUCCUGAACCACCUAAUCUCUGUGUGGCUUGUGAAUGGUCUCCUGCUAAUUUCAUCACAGGAUAUUUAAUAACAGGACACAGGUUUUACUUCUAGUUUCUCUGCUUUCUCUUUGUUCUCUUCUUCCUUCUUCUCCUUCGAUUUCUCCUCUCUCUCUUGAUUGAAUAUCUAGCUUUUCACUGAUGUGAUGUUUCCAUGUUAUGGGACAGAUUACAAAUGAGAAACUCUCUGCCCACUUCUCUCUUCUCACUUAUAUGGAAUUGGAAGGUCCUUAGAAGAGCUUAAAACUAUUCAGGUCAAAGCCUACCAGCCCAUCUUCUGGUUAGAGAAUUGAGCUGCAUGGACUAUUGGGUUGUACAUAAACCUUAUGGGAAUGAAUCCUAUAUUCUUGUGGAAGUUGUCUCUGGCAAUAAUACAGGCUAUUCCUAGGAAUUCUAAUUCCUGCUCUCCAAAAAUAAUCUCUCUUUACCUAACUUCCUGAAUUCAACACUUCAAUGAAAAGAGGCUGGGGGUGGGAAGGCAGAGUGUCUAACCUAUUUAUUUAUUUAUUUAUUUAUUUAUUUAUUUAUUUGUAGCUAAAAGCAUAUUUUUAGCUUUCUUUCUUUUUUUUUUAAACAACUUCCCAAAAGGAUUUUUGGAAUCUUUGAAAAUCUCUGCUUAUUUUGAACUUUGAGCCCAUAAUUCUUUCCUGUUUCUUAUUAUCUACUUAUUUUUUGGAAAUGCUAGUUUGGGGGAAUUAAUCCAAUUAAAUUAGAGGUGUUUCCAGUUAUUCUUAGAGACCACCUCUCAUGUUAGGAAGAAAUGAUAGAAAUAAAGAAGAUUGUUUGUUGUUUCUUUUCCUUUUAAAGAUUUGAAACAAUUUGUAAUAUCUUGUAGAUAGUUUGCCAAAUUGCAUCUUGCUUUUCAGAGAGAGAGGGGGAGGUCUUGGUAUCUUAAACUGUAACAAUGGGCUUUUGAGGUUCAGUCAUGUCAAUGAAGAGACGAUAAAGCCAGGAGCGAAAUACUAGUUUCUACAACAAAUAAGCAAACAAAGAUAUUAGAACAUUUUAACUCUCUAAGUGAGACAGUGAAGUUAUGAAUAAUGCUUCUAUUUUUGAAAACUCAUUGGUUAUAUUUGGAGCUUAGCAUGGCAUUGUUGGAAUGUAUCUGUAUUGAUUAGUUACCAGCUGAUGCUCUGGUUGGUGCCCAGUAAAUGCCCCAGGGUCUGCCCCCCACCCCUUAGAUCUGUUUAAGAGCUAUGGAUUAAGGUACCUCAAGGGACCUCCAAAACUUAGUACAAGUGCUAAGGCUAUGAUUCAUCUUAAUUGUUCAUGCUUUACCAGUUUCAUGUAUAUUUCAGAUAUCAUUCUUGAUAUGUAAACAGACUUCAGGCAAUCCAGUAGUUCUAGCAUUUCUGGAUUUGGUUUCUAUUUUUGACUUUUGUUUCAGAUCUUAUAAAUCUAUUUAUUUUUUCUGUGUCUUAGUCUACUAAGGUGUAUCUGCACCCUGGGUCUGAUGAAAACAGAUUCAUAGAAAUGGUAGAUAAAUCCCAGUUUGAAUUUGUAAAGUGCUUAAAAGUUAUAAUUAUAAAUUGGUUUAUAUGGUAGCAUGUAUAUAAUUCGCAUUUUCCAUAUAUCAAACUACUCCAAAGCUUUGUGGCUUAAAACAAUAGACUUAACAACAGCAUGUGAGCAGAUUUGGUCUGAUAAAGGAUCUAUUCCAGAACUAAUCUUUUAGAGAUAGCUGACCCUGUCCAUGGAUAGAAUGCAUAGAAAAAAGAAUAUUUUAAUUUAGCCUACUUUUCAAACUCUCUUCUGUGUAGUGCAUCUUGGGAAAUGGACUCACAUUAUGGACUCUGGAUUAUAUGUGUCUGUAAAGGUAGUAGUUUGUAGAAAGUAAAAUGAUUUUGUCUCUAUUAGGUUUUUGAAAUUCUUUCCUGAGAAAAUUGUAAGUUUCAAAAUAUAAAGGAUUGUUUGCUUCUUCUAGUAUUCUUUCCCAGGCUAGUGGCCUACACAGUGUUAUUGGCUAAUCUAUAGACUCCACUGGCUAGACAGAGACAAGAAUUUCACAUUAAGCAAUGAGUACAUCAUUUUGUUUUCUUGUGACUCAGUACUUUUAGCAGUUGUUUCAAACAAUCUGAAAAAAUAAAUCUUUGUGUUAACGUGAACUCUUUCUUUGAAUUUAGAGCCAAGAACAUUGCUUUCCAUUGUGAAUUUAAAACUUAUCUCCUGUGAGAUUUGAUUAGAAAGUGCAUGUCCAACUUUGGAUCUUUUUAUAUGUAGCACAUGCGAAUUUCAUCAAGCAGUAGAUCAAUUCUAGUCAGUUGUCAAUGAAAUAUCUGGUAUUGAAAUGUGCUCAAUUUGAUAUCUGGCGAGUGUAUUAUCAAUCUUAUAACAAAUUUGCAAGUGAUUUCAGAGUAUUCAUAUUGGCUCAUUACUGACAUCAAUAACGGUUAUGUUAAACUUGGUAUUUCUCUUGCUUUUAGUAGACGUCUUGUAUCAUAGGCUAAAAAGAGGAUUUUUUUCUAAUGUAUCUGUGAGGAAAUGCUUUGAGAAUUUCUAUAUUUUUUCUCUUCCUUAUGGUAUAAAGAUGUCUUCCAAAUGCACGUGAUGGCUUUAUCUAUCAGCAAAUCAUUAAUUUUCAGAGACUUUGGAAUUGGUAGAGCAGAUCAAUCUGUUAUUCAGGAAAAUUAUCAUCACUAUACAUAGUAAUAUAAUAAUUCUCUCCCUUGCUAUUGUUGUAUAGACAUGUAUGUGAUUGUAUCUUUUCCCCUUUGGCUCAAAACUCUGAAUUCUUUGUUUCUAUCCAUAAGAGAUUUUGAAUGAUUCCUUUGUCAUGUUUAAAUUUCAUACCUGAACAUUGCCUUUUCAUUUCCACAUACCCAUCAGAUGGCAAAGUCAGUGCUUUGGAUAACAUUAGGAUUCUUUAAUAACUAAAGACAAUUCUUUUCUGUGGAUAUCUCCAUCAAUUAUAUUUCUUGCAGCUGUUACUUCUCCACACACAUAAGGCAGCAGAGCUCUUGUAGUAUUCUCUGUGUGCAUAUAGAUUAAAUUUUGAUUAAUAAUAAGAACAAUAGAAGGAGAAGGAGCAGGAGAAGGAGAAGAAGAAGGAGGAGGAGGAGGAGGAGGAGGAGGAGGAGGAGGAGAGCAACAACAAGAACGACAACAAUGACAAUAACAAGGGUUUUCUAAACAUUUGUUAGCCAGAACAUAGAACAACAACAACAAUGACAAAAACAACAAGGGUUUCCUAAACACUUGUUAGCCAGAACAUAGGCAUAUCCACUGCUUGAUGAGGGUAGCUUCAUUGACUGCUCUAUUUUUAGGGAUUUCUAUGGGAAGACCACAAAAAAAUAUGUGUGUAUUUAAUGAGAGAAGAUAAGAGUAGUCAAAAGUUAUUUCCUGAAUUUACCUUCUAUUUUCUUUUAGAACAUUUAUUUAGCUUCUCAUAAAGGAACACAUAGUAUAUUUAUAGUUCACUUAUUGUGUGUUCUUCACCUAGUGAUAUGGUUGCUAAUAUUAAAAAGUCAAAGAAAAAAAUGCCAAGAAAGAGAGGUUACAGGGACCCUUACUGAAGGAUCUGGAGAGAAUUUGCAAUGUGAAUUAUUUGUCAAAAACAAUUGGACAGACUUUCACUUAUCUUCUGUAUCCUUUGCCAUGUUGAUAAUACUGUUAGACAUCUUUUCAUAUCACCAUGAAAUGUGAAAAAUCACAUUCUAAAAGCAAAAGGGGAGCAGGAAACUGUUCUUUUGGACCACUUAUUGUCAUAGUGCCUUCAUCUGCAUGGCUGUCCUAUUCAUGAGCUCUUCCAUGCCUCAAUCUUUCCUCUCUGAUGGUUGAGACCAUUGAAUUUUGAUCAUCCUGUUUAUCCAGUGGUGGCUGAAGUAUCUGAACUGAUACUAGAAGCUCUGAAGAAACAGGCCCUGACAUGCAAAUCCAACUCACUAAUCCUGUUACGGUAUAUUUAAACCUUUGCUAAUUUAUUUUGGAAAAUGUGGCAAGAUUGGACCCAGACCCUAUUCUUUUCUAUUUCUUGUGUUUUCUUUAAAAUCAUCCCUACAGAAGAAUAAGUUUUGUAUGAUAAACAGUAUUCACUUAAAAUGUACAUGUCAGUGAAUUUUGACAAAUGUAUAUACCCAUGAAUCCACCAUUACAGUCAAGGUGCAGACAUCUUAUCCCUGACUCCAGCAACAAAUUAAAUCUGCAUUUUGUCACUAUGGACUACUUUGGAAUUUCUAGAAUUUUAUAUAAAUGGAACCAUACACUAUGGACUCUUUUGUUUCUGCCUACUUUCACUCAGCAUAAUGCUUUUGAUUCAUGUUGUGGCAUGUAUCAGUAGUUGGUUUCUUUUUAUCGCUGAGUACUAUUUCACUGUAUGGAUAUGCCACAUUCUGUUUAUCCAUUCACCUGUUGGUGGACAUUUAGGUUUUCUAAGCCCUAUUUUGAUGUUUUUCACCAAAUUGUUUUCAGUGCCACCUGCUAAUUGUUUCAUGUCCUUAGAACUCAAUUUCAUCUUUUGUCAUUUACUAUAAUACUUGGAUAUGUAUUUUCUCUGUACACUACAGGAAAAUAACAGACGAUUAAAAGUUAACAAGAUAUGUAUAUUUAAAUUGAAUUACUUAGUAUUUAAAAAUUCAGUUCUUAAUGAUUUAUUUCCCAAAGGAAAUUGGUUCUAAUCAAGAAUGCACAAUCUUUUCUUCCAGAGGUCACUUUUAUCUCUAGGCCAUUUGUCACUUUGAUGGCAGCAAUGAUGAGGAUUUCUGUAGAAAUACAUGUUGACGUAUAAGUAGACCAGCAGUAUGCUGACAGAGCACUUCUUUGUUUGAAGAAACAGUACAUGACAUUUAAAUGGAUUUUAGUUACAAGAGUUGAUAAGUGAAAUGAAGAGUUUUCUAUAUUCCCCAUUUAAAAUUAAGCUCUUUGAGACUUUCAUUAGAUUUCUUUUUCUUUCCUUUCCUUCCUUCCUUCAUCCCUCCCUCCCUUCCUUCCUUCCAUCCAUCCAUCCUUCCUUCCUUCCUUUCUUUUUUUCCUUCCUUCCUCUUUUUUUUCCUUCCUUCCUCCCUCCC